UACAAGAGAAAGGAAUCAACAAGGAGAGCACGAGCUGGCGUUUGGAAGCGCCGUCGCUUCUGUCAGCGGAGCCGAAAUCCAGCCGUGCCUCGAAUGUUUGCUCAGCCGCCUGAAGCUCUGAGAAGAGGACUUUAACAGCUACAACUUCCGAGGGGCGUCGUUUUGAAGGCAGAUCAAUCGGCAGUACAGGUGGACGCUGCUCUCGUGGCAUGACUACCACAAACAAGGGAAACAAGGCCUUGAAGGUGAAGCGGGAACCGGGGGAAAAUGGCACCAGCCUAACAGAUGAUGAACUGGUGACCAUGUCAGUGCGAGAGCUGAACCAGCAUUUACGGGGGAUGACAAAAGAAGAAAUCCUGCAGCUGAAACAGCGGCGGCGUACUCUGAAGAACCGGGGCUAUGCCGCAAGCUGCCGCGUGAAGCGUGUCACCCAGAAGGAAGAGCUUGAAAAGCAAAAGGCUCAGCUGCAGCAGGAAGUGGACAAGCUGGCUACAGAGAAUGCCAGCAUGAAGGUGGAGCUGGAUGCUCUGCGUUCAAAGUACGAGGCCCUCCAGAGCUUUGCCAGGACUGUGGCCCGCAACCCUGUCACCUCAGCAAGGGGACCUAUGGCUUCUGUCAUAGGUCCCCUCAUCCCUGGUAAAGUAGCUGCCACCAGCGUCAUCACCAUCGUCAAAUCCAAAACAGAGGCUAGGUCAUAGUAGCAGAAAGAAGAUCUUCAAGACUAAACUAGUCAGUGCAUUGUAACAUGGCACAGGAUUGCCUGUGUAAGUUCUCAGUUUUACCAAUGGCACUAACACUAACAAAAGGCUUCCCAAAUUCACCCAUACAGUCUGAGACAGCAGUCUGUGCUUUUUCAACAGGCAUGUCACCAGGGUGAUAAAAAUACAACUGUUGGAUUUAUGAUGUCACAGUUGGUGGAAUAUUGCAAUAUUGAAACAUUUAAAGUGAACAACUCAAGAAGACUGCAUCAGGUGGCCGAACUUCAGACUGGAGUUUGGUUGUUGAUUUUUGAGAAGCUGUAUGUAACUUGUCUGUUUCCCUAAAAUUGGGCCUUAAGUCUUCUCCAUCCCAAGAAUUGGCAUUUGUAGAGUCUCGCAGGUGGUCCAAACGAGUAAGAAAAUAAAUUGGAGCCAUUAUACCUCACAAGAUCCACAGUACAGACUGGGGGGGCACAUAUCUUACUAAGAACCCAUUUCCUUGUUAUUAUGCACUGACUUAAAUUAGGAUAAUUGACAAAUGGUCACAGACUCUUGGUCUAAAUGCUACAGAUGUCUUCAAAACAACCUGACAAACCCAAAACUCAUAAAUUAGUCCAAUUUGUGAUUCUGUUGGUUGUCUGUUGAGAAUAUAAGCAUGAAAUGAUGCUCCCAAAUAUAGCAUUCAUUUCUGUUUAUGCAUCUGUGACAGGCUUCCAUGAACUUGUCAUUAUCACUAUGACUGGUAGAUGCAAUAAUAAUAUAUGUAUGCACUGAAAAUACAAAGAGGUCUUGCAUAUUUAUGGUUAAGUGGAAACGUUAAAAAAUGAUCAGCACUUCUUAAUGAUAUUGUUCCAGAGCUGAGUGCCAUUCCAAUAUGACAAGAUUCUUACGAUAUCUGAAAACCUGAAUGUUAUUACAGUAAUAUCCUCAUGUUUUGUGGGGACAGUGAAAUCCACAAACAUUUUGAAACAUGAUUUUUGCUCAUAGAGGAAAUAUGUUGAUUUUUCUUUAAAAUAUAUUGCGUUUUUUGUAAUUACUUGUUGACAGGGCCGUCAGAUAUUUCCAAAAGAAAAUCUUUACACAAGCUUUACUGUUUGAAUUGUUAAGCUGUAGAAAACUUUGUCUAAAGUUGACUUCUUGGUUUUUAUUACUAGGUAGAUUACCUUCCAUUGUUUAUAGAAAUACAGAAAAAGAAAACAUAAAAAAAAAAAAAAAAUCCUGUGACAUCUUUUUUGCAAUUGUACCGAAAGUGGCUUACUAUUAAAGUCUGAUAGCUUUUUCUAGUGACUAGGCGCGUACUGUGGGGUAGCGCGUGAUGUGACGUGUAAGUGACAAGUUGGCAGUGUUGUUCACUGUAUAGAUGUCAAUGCUGUGCUAUUUAAAACAAAUCUGUAGAGCUAAACUAGAUGGUGUAAACAAGGUCAAUUGUCUUUGUGCGUAUUGGCAUAUGUGAUAUCCUCCGCUUCCUUGGUGUUAGUUACAAAUCAUAUUGUCAUUACGAGUUUACCACAUUGAGCCACGAAUGACAGAAUUUGGUGAAAUGGCAUUAGUGAACAUGAACUCAAAAGCCUUUUGAAGCUUAAAGUGGUAACUGAAUAAUGGUUGCAUUUGGUGCUGGAUGCCCUCUAAAAACAUCCUCUGUAACCGGGAAGUAAAGGAUUUUAUUAUUACUAUUACAGCAUCCUCCUUGGUAUGAAUUUGCAUUGCAGGGAUAGAAUGCCCUUAAAAGCAAUCUUUUCGAAUUUACCUGUGGGCAUGCAAUUAUUCUGCAAAUGUUGUUGACAAGCCUUGCAGUUUCUCAAGCCAGUACAAAUAAGAUUUUAUUGCAAGGUUAACCUCGAAAAGGUAUGGCAUCACUCUUCUAAAUCUACCCACUGGUCUUCAGAUGGUCUGAUUAAAAGCAGAAGGGUUUGGCUGAAGGUUUGUAUGCACUAAAAGCUCCUGCUUGUUUUGCUCAGGACAAAACAGGUCACUUAAAAUGAGCAAACAAUUCUAGAUGAGAAGCAAGAAGGCGGGGAUGGCAGCUCUGUUCUUUUCUUCUUUCUUUUUCUCCUUUCUUCUUGUUUUUUUUUUCUAUUAAGCAUGUCAUAAAGGGCUUCAAUCCACACUCAGAAAGAGGCACAGUACGACUAUGUAGAAUUACAAUCAACAGCUGCCAGCAAGAGCUCCUUCUGUGCCAAGUGUUGCAUCACUCUCCUGGUCCUCUAAAAGGAAUUUAACACUGAAGCAGGUCUGCACCUCAAGGUGAAAGCAGUUGUUUAAUGACAUUAACAGAAUGCACUUCGUCCAGAUUUCCCUCUCCUGCUGGUCAGAACGUCUUACAGUGUCGGUCCAGGUGUUAAUCUACAGCCGCUCUCAGACAACAUGCGGCAGUGAAACUCCAUGCCGGAGGUCUGAGUGCUGGUUAUACCGUCUGUAUCCUUUGUCAACAUGCUUAGCUAUCUGCAUUGACUGGUUAACUGUGGGAUAAAAUAUAUAUAGCUGACUCUUGACAUAGCCCAGUAUCGAUGUUGGCGUCCUUAUUGCUGUGGCAGUCUUGUGGAGUGAAUCUUUUUUUGUGUCAAGUGUCUUUAAGGUGUUCGAGUGGCACUGUUGACCAAUCUCUCAAUCUCCUCUGGGGAUGAUUCUCUUUCUCACACAUACAGCUGUAUAGUAUGUAGCUACAGUAGGUAUUAAUGACCGUUGUGAAAAAGUGACCCUUAAUAUGCAACUCAGUGGAAAGGUGUGAAAGAGUAGAUGUAAGAGUAAUCAAUAUUGUCAAAGUUACCGUCUGUUCUUUAAUAAUUCUUGAUGUUUUGUAGAUUUUAUUUAUUUAAUUUUUUUUUGUAAGAUGUGUUUUUAUUUGUCCUUGUGAUUUUUUUUUUUUUUUUUUUUUUUGCAUUCCUUUGUGGGAGAGCAACUGGCCCUCGGUUACAGUCGCUAACAAAGGAAUCGUGUAACAGUUGCACUCAAGCCUUACUCAGUUACUCUGGUCUUAAAUCAUCUGAAUUACAAAUCCAUAAAUUAGGAUCUUAACUGAAAGGAACUGCUAUUAUUUAGAUGUUUAUGCACUAAGUAAAGAGGAUGCUACAAUGGAUUCUGCCACAAGGGGCACUUGCAAUAUAUUUUUUUUCGUGUGUGUGUGUGUGUGUGUGCGUCUGCGUGUGUGUUUGUAUGGUUGAGGUUCCUCUGCUGCUACACCAGUCAUUAAUGCUAGUUGUUUGCUGUAGCGUCAUCCGCAACAUUUCUGUUCUCAUUAUGUGUUGAGUAUGUAUUUGAAAUUGAUCUUAACACUGUAAUUUGUUCUGCAGAUUUAAUUUUUAAUUGGUUAUGGCUUUUUCUUGUUUAUUAGUUUUUCGUUUAUUUAUUUAUUUUUUUUUAGCAACAUGUUAGAGAGGAUAAAUAGCAGCACUUGUGUGGCAGUUGAUUUUAAUAGCUCUGAAGACAUUGGCUUUUUUCAUGAAAUUAUGCUUUGUAAAUGGUUGACUGUGCAGGUUUUUUUCCUCUUCUCUAUGGAGUGGGUCUGUGUUUCAAAGGUAUACAAAUCUGACUAAAGCGAGUAAUACAAAGUUAAUAAUCUGUUUUGUUAUUUUUCUGUAUGGGUUGUAAUAAAAUAUUGCAGUACUUUGUAUGAAAACAGACAAUAGUUAAUUGUAACUAUUUAUAAAUUAAAUUAUUGUACUUUUUGCAAUCUGUAGAUAAGUACUAUGUAUUCAUAUAUACAGUAACAACUGUGGAUUUAAAUGUGAUUCUCUGAGGUGUCUAAGUUAUUGAUGUAUAUAUUGUAUGUUUGUUGAUACAGCUUACUUUAUUUUC
Molecule: messenger RNA, 4493 nt
Organism: Archocentrus centrarchus (flier cichlid)
Lineage: Eukaryota; Metazoa; Chordata; Actinopteri; Cichliformes; Cichlidae
Product: transcription factor MafG
Exons: 3
Coding region: 210-698 (162 amino acids)
Biological process (GO): regulation of epidermal cell differentiation; regulation of transcription by RNA polymerase II
Cellular component (GO): nucleus
Molecular function (GO): RNA polymerase II cis-regulatory region sequence-specific DNA binding; DNA-binding transcription factor activity, RNA polymerase II-specific
Source: RefSeq, a predicted model, not a curated record